AGCCAUUUUGGCUCAAGAUGUUUCGUUUCGAUGGCUUGCUGCAACGACGAACAUGCGGCUGUCCUCUGUUCCGGUUGGCAUGCACUUCCGCCUUGGCCGCAUCGGUGAUGGUCGCUCUUCUCAGGAGGCGAAAUGCGCGAGCGCCCGCUGACUCCGACAGAGAGCUCGGAGGUUUCGCGGCCGCACGUGCUUGCGACAACAAGCGUUGCCUUGGAUCAGUCGGGUGGAGCACUGGAUGUGUUACAAUGACGGAGUGUUCGGGCUGCCCCCAGUGCAGCUACACGUGGCAAAGAAUGCUGGCCGUUGCACCGGCAGCGGCGAGUGCUGAAGCAUUGGCAGGGCGGCCACGGGCCGCGGCGGAGAGUACUACCAUGCUGGCCUACACCGGGCACGCCAUCGGUGGACCCGUUGCAAGCGCCAGAUCGAAUACUAGCUCCUGGUUCGCGCCUGCACGCCCAUCUGCGGACGAAAAGCCUGGUGAGAACGGGGCCGUGCCUUCGGCGAGGGAGGCCACCACAACCACCGAGACCACGACGUCUUCGUCCAACACUCGGCAGCCGUACUCGCUGCUUCCUCCAGAUCAGAGCUGUGCAUCGUACCAGCUCGCUGACGUGCUUUCCGAGGAUGAGUGUUUCGGAGAUGCUGUGCAGCAUAAUCGAGUUGGCUUGGGCGACAAGCAGACUAUCGGAAAGCCCACUUGGGAUGGCAUGAGUUUUUACGGCUGCGUGUAUAACAUUGAAGCGGACUUGGUCAUGUUCAACGAUCAGUCACCGAACCCGAGCUACACUUCAACACAACAACAAAACAUCUGCCUUGGCGUGGCAACCACAACCACCUCUUCAACCUUCACUAUCACAAGUUCGAGCACUUUGUCGAGCAGUGAGACCAGAAGCAGCACCAGCCCGACCAGCAGCACCAGCGAAACCACCACGACCCGGACCAGCAGAACCCUGACCAGCAUCAGCGAGAUCAGCGUGACCAGCAUCAGCGAGACCAGCAGCACCAGCGCGACCAGCAUCAGCGAGACCAGCAGCACCGCAACCAGCAGGACCCUGACCGGCACCAGCACGACCAGCAUCAGCGAGACCAGCAGCACCGUAACCAGCACCGGAACGACCAUCACUGGAACGACCAGCACAAGCGAGUCCAGCAUCACCGCCACUACUGUUUCCAACACGCAUCAGCCCUAUUCCUUGCUUCCUCCAGAUCAGAGCUGUGCAUCGUACCAGCUCGCUGACGUGCUUUCCGAGGAUGAGUGUUUCGGAGAUGCUGUGCAGCAUAAUCGAGUUGGCUUGGGCGACAAGCAGACUAUCGGAAAGCCCACUUGGGAUGGCAUGAGUUUUUACGGCUGCGUGUAUAACAUUGAAGCGGACUUGGUCAUGUUCAACGAUCAGUCACCGAACCCGAGCUACACUUCAACACAACAACAAAACAUCUGCCUUGGCGUGGCAACCACAACCACCUCUUCAACCUUCACUAUCACAAGUUCGAGCACUUUGUCGAGCAGUGAGACCAGAAGCAGCACCAGCCCGACCAGCAGCACCAGCGAAACCACCACGACCCGGACCAGCAGAACCCUGACCAGCAUCAGCGAGAUCAGCGUGACCAGCAUCAGCGAGACCAGCAGCACCAGCGCGACCAGCAUCAGCGAGACCAGCAGCACCGCAACCAGCAGGACCCUGACCGGCACCAGCGCGACCAGCAUCAGCGAGACCAGCAGCACCGCAACCAGCAGGACUUUGACUGGCACCAGCACGACCAGCAUCAGCGAGACCAGCAGCACCGCAACCAGCAGGACCCUGACCGGCACCAGCGCGACCAGCAUCAGCGAGACCAGCAGCACCAGCGCGACCAGCAUCAGCGAGACCAGCAGCACCAGCGCGACCAGCAUCAGCGAGACCAGCAGCACCAGCACGACCAGCAUCAGCGACACCAGCAGCACCGCAACCAGCAGGACCUUGACUGGCACCAGCACGACCAGCAUCAGCGAGACCAGCAGCACCGCAACCAGCAGGACCCUGACCAGCACCAGCGCGACCAGCAUCAGCGAGACCAGCAGCACCAGCGCGACCAGCAUCAGCGAGACCAGCAGCACCAGCGCGACCAGCAUCAGCGAGACCAGCAGCACCAGCGCGACCAGCAUCAGCGACACCAGCAGCACCGCAACCAGCAGGACCCUGACUGGCACCAGCACGACCAGCAUCAGCCACACCAGCAGCACCGCAACCAGCAGGACCUUGACUGGCACCAGCACGACCAGCAUCAGCGAGACCAGCAGCACAGUAAACCAUGAUCUGACGUGGCUCGGCAUGGACCAGAGUACAUCUAGCGCGGGAGUGACGAGCAUUGAAGUCAUGAUUCUGUUCGGUCUUGUCCUCGCGGGCGGCAUCGCUAUGUGGGUCUUUGCGGUCACAAUCAUCACGAGGUACCAGCGUCGAAAGCGCGCGGCAACAACCGCGCCCACGGACCUUCUUAGCCAUUCGGGUCAGCCUGGAGCCCUGCGGAUCAGUGCGCAAGCUUGCGACGCUGACCCUGGCACUGCGGGCGGGCCGGUCUCCCCGCCCCUGCCGCCGCGGGUCGGCACGGCGCCAGCGGGCACCCGUGGCCAGCCGUCUGCCAGCCUCGAGGGGGCCAUCCGCGAGGCUUUCGGGUCCAUGGGCGAGUUCAAGGCCCGCUUCGAGGCCCAGUGCGCCCGAGGUGGCUCCGCCUGGGCCUGGCUCGUGGUGACCGCUGACAGCAGGCUGGCUAUCACGUCCACGCUGAGCCAGGAAAACCCCUUCGUGGACGGCGCCGAGGAGGAUAUCCCUGGGGCCCCAAUCCUGGCCUGCAGCGUCUGGGAUCACGCCAGCGGCCUGGAGCAGUUCCAGUGCCAGCACCAAGCCUACAUGCAAGCUUGGUGGAGAGUGGUGAAUUGGGAGACCGUCAGUACAUUGUACGACGAGGCCCUCAAUAGCAAGGCCCCAACUACCGAGGGCAACCUUGUCGGUGAUACAACUGUGGAAUGUACUCAUAUGCCGCCGAUUGGCAGUGCGCCCUUGCAUCGGCCCGUGGCGAUACCUGAUAUUUGGUGAAUUCGGAUUGGCUUCGGUGAGCGAUGGCCCCGAUGCCCCCCCCCCGACUCAGGUACCACACACCCGGUUUCCGUCUCUCUUCUUCCUCCUCUUCUUCCUCCUCCUCCUCCUCCUCCUCCUCCUCCUCAUCUCCCUCCUCUUCAUCGUCCCGUUCCUCCCCUUCAAACGGCUGCGCCCUCUGCGCGGUCGUGUCUUUCGUGAGUAGACCCAACCCAAGUUGGUGCUCCCAUAUUUCGAAGGUAUAUUGCACUGCCUUAACUCCUUCCUGUGUAACAUGUCAUCCGUGUGCGGACACAGCUGCUUGCCGGCAUCAGCGAUGUGCGUCGCAGGCCGCAGUGGUCCCAAGCAGCCGUUUGGGGCCAACCCCUCUGCGCCAGCACGGGCGGGGACAUCUUCGCGGCGUUCUGCUUGCUGCUGGCGUGGCAUCUGUAUGAGCCAGGGGCACGACGUCACCCUGUCUACGCGCUGGCCAGCAGCCAGCCCGAAGGGAGGCUUGCUGUCGAAUGUGUUGGCGCUCCGCCCACCUCAUACAGCCAGCGCGUGGCCUGCGCCAGCGCACACACGCCGAGCCGACCGACAGCAUCCUCGCCACAACAACAGGCAGCCACGCGGCUUGCAGCGACCAGUGGCGGCGUGCGCGGCGUUCGCUCUUGGCGCCCACGGCUGUCGUUCGCCUCGGAGGCAAAGGCGAGGGCAGGCUGCCGCGUGUCUACGCGUGUCCUAUGCCACGGCGGGCCCGUACCAGGCCUUGGCCGUCCAGGCGAUGCCGCGUGUCCAGUGUCGCGGCGUGUUCCUCCUCUGUUUCACCGGUGGCGAGCCCCGCACCGCGUCGCCGCGUGUCGUGGUCUUUGAUUGCAUGGCUCCAGUAUCACUCACCCAUCCUCAUCCCCGUCAGGCCACGGUAUCUCAGCCCUCUGAUUAACGCAUCAACGUACGGACAA
Molecule: messenger RNA, 4012 nt
Organism: Prorocentrum cordatum
Lineage: Eukaryota; Dinophyceae; Prorocentrales; Prorocentraceae
Source: the annotation of a GenBank genome assembly